UCUGAUCUCUGUCUGCCUCUGACUCGUCCUAUUGUUCAUCCUGUGCUGUGGGCACUGGAAAGAAACCAUCCUUUCCAGAAUGAAUCUCUUCUGCUUCUCUUUGGAGGGCUCUACGGACAGCCUGUAUGAGGCCGUGCAGGAGUCCUGUGAGGCUAAGGUGUACACCAUCCCGAGCAGGUCCUGCAGCCCAGCUGUUCUCUCAGAUGACGCCACCAAAUGGAGAAGCGCGGGGCGUUCCAUCUCCAUGGAAAUUUCACAAACCAACUCAGACAACACAAGAAAAAAGAAACAAAGUUCACUACCAAAAUCUGUUUCUGAAAAUGAAGCUUUAGAUAAUACCAUCUGCACUAAUUCUGCCUGUCCUGUUGCCAAAAUGCAGGAAGAUUUAGUCCUCCUGAGGAACAAUCAGAAUGAAGAUAUGGUGAGAGCUAUAAGAAGGGCCGAAAGCCAGACAAUGGCAGACAGAAAGACAAUUCCAAGAAACAUACAGCAAGAGAUUCCUGUCCAGAUUGUCUAUUAUGAGGGGUGUAAUCUAAACCAAGAUCGGCUAAGCAGCAGACAGAAUGGCAUGGGGCUAGAACAACAGUUGUCCCCAUACGGGCCUGAAACAGGAAUUGCAGAGAUGACACAGCUAAGAGGGACAAGGAUGAAAAAAGUAGAGAGGAAAAGUAGUAAAGGAGGAACUCCAACACAAGAGACAACAGCUCACAUCAGAGGUGCCAAAGGAAUGAUGUGUGACACUGGGCCACAGUCAGAUAAUCGAGAGAAUUUGUGUACCUCUGCUGUGGGGUCAAGGGUCACAGAGACAGCACCCGCCAGACAUCGCUGGAGUAACCCCACUGAAACAGCCUUAAACUGGGUACCAGCCUACAACACCCGUCUACCUCCCUGCAAUGAAUAUCGAGUGCACAUCUGUGACUGCACUACAUCCAGAAUCCAAGGUCAAGCAGAUAAAAUCAAUGUUCAAAACACAAAGAAAGACUCCUUGCCCAAAGGAGUGUUGUGUUCCAGCACCAGUGUAGAUUUCUGUGCCUCCAAUCGAUCCACCAGUUUUGGAAGAUUUGACACAUUCAGAAAUCAACACUCCCCUUCCAAACUUGAGGAAAAUGGAGCACCUGAAUCAGAGGGUGAGUCAACAGCAGAAAACUGUGAGAAACCGGGAAGUCUGGGAAAAAAGAUGAAAGCCAUCUCGAUGACUAUGCGUAAAAGGAUGGCCAAGAAACACGUCAAAUCCUUCUCUGAGGACAUGGGUGAUGACACUGAGGGAGAAACAGAGAAUGGGUCUCCAGCAGAGAAGAGCUCAGACCACACCAGCAACUCAUUAGAAAGCCUCUACAGUGGACAGAGCUUGUCCAGCUCAGGUGGUGUUGCUAGCAGUUCAGAUGUAUCCAGUAACAGAGACAGCCUGAAACUGGAGGAGGAAGUGCCCUACACGGGGCAGUUCUGCGGGCGAGCCAAAGUACAUACAGACUUUGUCCCUAGUCCAUAUGAUACGGACUCCCUCAAGCUGAAGGUGGGAGACAUCAUCAACAUCAUAAGUAAACCACCUAUGGGCAUAUGGACAGGAAUGCUUAAUAAUAAAGUGGGAAAUUUCAAGUUUAUUUAUGUGGAUGUUCUGCCUGAGAAAGAGAAGGAAGAAGAAGAGGAGACUCCAAAAAUAAGACCUGUGAAAGUAUGCAAGAAGCCACGACCAAAUACACUCCUGGAGUUAUUAGAGAGACUUCAUUUAGAGGAAUAUGCAUCUUCAUUACUCCUCAAUGGCUACCAGACAGUAGAUGAUCUCAAACAUCUGAAAGAGAGGCAUUUGAUUGAGCUGAAUGUGACCGAUCCAGAGCACAGACGCAAGUUGCUUGCUGCAUCAGACUGCCUCUAUGUCACAAGCAAAGAUGAAGAGGGAGAGAUGAAGGGCGAUGAAGACGAAGAUAAUGACUGUCCCAGAGACUCGGGUUGUUUUAUUCCUGCAGAGUGUCCUGACAGCUGAGAGUUAUCGAAUGUCUCUCUCCUGGUAUAAUUUAAUGUUAAAGCUACAAACAGACACAGUUCAACUCUGUUAAUAUAUUUUCUUUUGUCACAAUGUGUGUUCGUCUUUCAUUUGAAUGUACUUGUGUUUUGUAUUUACACAUUUUUUGUUCAGCUUUGUGUUGAAGUAACCUAUUUCUGUUCAUGUAGAUGUUAUGUGAAAUUCCAUGGCACCAUACUUAUGUGUGAGGAAUUUUACAGCUUUGUUUAUCAAAACAACGCUUACAAAUGUUUAUCAUGACUGAAAUGUAUAUAAUGUUAUUAAAAAUAAAUUAUUUAUUCUGAAGUUUUCUUUUCUUCCUCAUUUUGCUGUGUUUGAACACAUUGCUACUGCUGCUAAAAUUCAUACUAUUCACUUUCCAUUUGUUUCUCAAAAUAACUAUUUGGGUUGGGUGGGCGUUUGGUGGGAUGAGGUUCCAGAUGACUAGUCACGUGCGAUGAGUGAUAAGGAGGUAUCGUUUCAAAGCACUUUCCUGUUUCCAUCCUACCUGAAUUAAUGCUUAAUACGCAACUCCUCUCUCUGAAUAAUAUGCUAAUAUAUAUUGGCAAUGACUAAUAUUUACUGAUAUAAUCUUGAUUCCACCUAAAUAUGU
Messenger RNA from Sinocyclocheilus anshuiensis, 2612 nucleotides. RefSeq names its product SAM domain-containing protein SAMSN-1-like. The record is from RefSeq and is a predicted model, not a curated record. Gene Ontology annotation, molecular function: protein binding. The transcript is spliced from 17 exons. The coding region runs from base 80 to 1981 and encodes 633 amino acids. Lineage: Eukaryota; Metazoa; Chordata; Actinopteri; Cypriniformes; Cyprinidae.